Messenger RNA from Zea mays, 2454 nucleotides. The record is from RefSeq. Lineage: Eukaryota; Viridiplantae; Streptophyta; Magnoliopsida; Poales; Poaceae.
CUUCCUCCGCACUCCGCCGCGCCGGCCAGUCGUCUUGUCCCCCUCGCCGCCUCCGUGCUCGUCUUGCUCCUUCUCGGCUCCCCACCCCGCCACCUCGUCCCACCCCGCCCCUUGGGUUGAGUUGAGCUACUCAACCGUCAGUCAAUUCCUGCACCUGGCGUUGGGCGGGUUUUCAUGGGGGCAGCAUAAAAGCCUCUUCGGUUCUUCCCCUAGCUCUGCCUCGCGGCAAGUCCCCCUCCGCUACGUUCGCCAUGGCUCGCAACAGGGAAGUGGUGAUUUUGCUGUUGGAUGUUGGGCCUUCGAUGCAUGGAGUGCUGCUAGAGGUGAAGAACGUAUGCUUGACUCUUGUGCAUAAGAAGCUAGUUUAUAACAGGAGCGAUGAAGUUGGUAUUGUCCUCUUUGGUACUAAAGGAACAUGCAAUGAGCUUGCAAAGGACAUUGGGGGCUAUAAGCAUGUGACGGUCAUACAUGAUAUUAAAGUUGUAGAUGAAGGAACGGCACAGGCUCUGCAAAACCUUCCAUUAGGAUCUGCCCCUGGUGAUUUUCUGGAUUCUAUUGUUGUUGGCUUGGAUAUGGUGAUUAGGAAAUUUGGUAUUACCAAAGGGAAGCGGCGGCUCUGUCUAAUCACUGGUGCACAAGAACUGUUAAGAGAUCCGCCUGAGGGGACCAAAGAAGAUCAGGUGGACACCAUUGCAAACAUGUUGAAAAAACACAAUAUCAAGAUGGAGUGCAUUAUUUUCAGAGAACCGGGAGUGCAUCAUAAUGAUGUAAUGGAAGAAAAUGACCGACUAUUGCAUCAGUUCAGAAAUAGAUCAGUAGCAAAGGUAGUUCAGGUUGACAACCCAACAUCACUGUUGGGUGCUCUCAAGACAAGAAAUGUGCUCCCAGUUACCGUUUUCAGGGGAGAUCUGGAAGUGAACUCCAAUUUUAAAAUAAAGGUGUGGGUUUAUAAGAAAACAGCUGAGGAAAAAUUCCCCACUUUGAAGAAGUAUUCGGACAAAGCUCCUCCAAAUGAUAAAUUUGCUUCUCAUGAAGUCAAAGUUGAUUAUGAGUACAAGAGUGUUGUUGAGCCAGACAAAGUUGUUCCACCAGACCAAAGGAUUAAGGGGUAUCUCUAUGGUCCUCAAGUUAUUCCUGUAUCAAAUGCUGAAUGGGAGGCAGUCAAGUUCAAGCCAGAGAAAGGUGUGAAGCUUCUAGGAUUUACAGAUAGAUCCAGCGUACCACGGCACCAAUUUAUGAAAGAUGUAUGCCUGUUUAUACCUGAGCCAGGUAACAUGAAAGCAAGUCUUGCAGUUUCUGCGAUAGCAAGAGCAAUGCAUCAAAUGAACAAGGUUGCUAUAGUGCGAUGUGUGUGGAGGCAAGGUCAAGGGAAUGUUGCUAUUGGUGUAUUGACGCCAAACAUUUCAUCAGUGAACAAUAUCCAAGAUUCAUUUUACUUCAAUGUGCUCCCAUUUGCUGAGGACAUCAGAGAGUUUCAGUUUCGGUCCUUCAGCAGCCUGCCAUCAUCAUCUCAGCCCACUGAAGAACAACAAGAAGCUGCAGAUAACCUAGUGAAGAUGUUAGACCUAGCACCACCUGGAAGAGAGGUCCUCAAGCCUGAGUUUACGCCAAAUCCCAUCUUGGAGAGAUUUUACAGUUACCUUGAUCUCAAGUCAAAGCAGCCAGAUGCAAAUGUCCCACCGCUUGAAAGAUCUCUAAGGAGGAUAACCGAACCUGAUCCUGAUGUGGUUGGCCAACAAACACAAUUAAUCCAGAAUUUAAGCAAAGCUUUUGUGCUGAAGGAUAACCCCAAGAAAAAGAAAGCACGAACACAGGACAUGUUGGCAUAUACUGGUGCAGGUGAUCAAGCUAAAUCUGUAGAGGACAGAGUUCUGGAAAAUACACAUCCUUCAACAGAGAAUGUUGUGGCAAUCAGAGAUUCAAAUCCAGUUCAAGAUUUUGAGGCCAUGCUGGCUAAGAGAUCUAGCUCAACAUGGACUCAGAAGGCUAUUGGAGAUAUGCAGAAUUACAUAGCAGCUUUGUUACAGAACUCCAGUGAUGGGGGCAACUAUCAAAAAGCACUUGAAUGUUUUGCUUCUCUGCGGAAGGCCUGUAUUAUUGAACAGGAACCACAGGAAUUCAACCAGUUCCUAACGAAGAUUUACGAGAGAUUGAAGGAAGGUGAUGCUGCCAAGUUCUUUCAACUUCUCUCCUCAAAAAACAUUUCACUUAUCAACAAAGAGGAAGCGCCUGACAGUGAUGUGACUGAAGAGAUGGCAAGAAGUUUCUACCUGAAACGAGAAAAGGCGUCUCAGUAGGAGCUGGAAGAAGCCGGUAACUCGAAGCGCCUUGGGUUUGGAGGGUAUCUGCAUGUUUUGAAACUGGGUAUCUGGGUGGAACUGGAACUAAUACUCAAACUCUCUGGGUUGAGUCACUGUUUUGCUGCACAAUCUGCUGCCUACUACGUUUCGACUA